Molecule: messenger RNA, 849 nt
Organism: Rangifer tarandus platyrhynchus (Svalbard reindeer)
Lineage: Eukaryota; Metazoa; Chordata; Mammalia; Artiodactyla; Cervidae
Source: the annotation of a GenBank genome assembly
AUGAGCUAUUACUACGGCAACUACUAUGGUGGCCUGGGCUAUGGCCUUGGUGGUCUGGGCUGCAACUACGGCUGUGGCUAUGGCUUCUUCCGAGGUCUGGGCUGCGGCUACGGUGCUGGCUAUGGUGGCUAUGGAUAUGGCUGCUACCGCCCCCCUGACACAAUGAGCUACUACUACGGCAACUACUAUGGUGGCCUUGGCUAUGGCCUUGGUGGCUUUGGUUGCCUGGGCUAUGGCUAUGGCUCCACCUAUGGUCUUGGAGGCUAUGGUGGUUAUGGCUCUGCUGAUAUUGAUUCUCAUCAGAGUCACCUUCGACAUCCAACUCAAUCCUCGGGCCCUGGCACAAUGAGCUUCUACUACGAUAACUGCUACGGCGGCCUUGGCUAUGGCCUCACUGGUUUCAGAGGACUGGGCUAUGGCUAUGGCUCCAGUUAUGGCCUUGGAGGCUAUGGAGGUUAUGGCUCCGAAUCCUCAAGCCCUGACCCAAUGAGCUUCUACUACGGCAACUACUACGGCGGCCUUGGCUAUGGCCUCGGUGGUUUCAGAGGCUUGGGCUAUGGCUAUGGCUCCAGUUAUGGCCUGGGAGGCUAUGGAGGUUAUGGCUGCCUGGGCUACGGCUGCGGAGGCUUUGGCGGCCUGGGCUUCGGCCGUGGCUGCCUGAGCUGCGGCUACGGAGGCCUCGGCGGCCUGGGCUUCAGCCGUGGCUAUGGAUGCGGCAGCUUCCGCAGGCUGCGCUUUGGCUCUGGCUUUGGAGGCUACGGAUGUGGCUCUGGUUUCGGAAGCUUUGGCUCUGGCUGCUAUCACCGCCCACUCUUCUUUAGAAGAUGUGGUUUCUCCAGCUUCUACUAA